Messenger RNA from Miniopterus natalensis, 4131 nucleotides. Lineage: Eukaryota; Metazoa; Chordata; Mammalia; Chiroptera; Miniopteridae. The record is from RefSeq and is a predicted model, not a curated record.
CCCCGGGACGGAGGAGGCCGCCACCAAAGUGGAAGCCAACCUUGGGGAGAGGGGAGGCUGAGCUGAGCCGAGAGAGGAAACGAGAAAGACGAGACCAGGUUGAGAGGGAGAGGAGGCAGGGCCCAGACGGGGGCGUCCUCGGGGAAUCCCAUAUCUGGGCAGCACACAGAGAGGCCGGGGCAGAUGGUGGACAAAGCCCAGGGGUGGGGUGCUAAGGGUCAGGAACGGCUUCUAGAAGUGACAGUCCCUGAAGACCACCAGAAAGUCUUUUCGUGUUUUACCUACAUGUGGAAUUGUUUUCAUUCUCGCAACCUGUUGGUCAGCACUAGAAUUAUCUCCAUUUUCAGCCCAGAAAUGCGGCCCACAGAGAAGUGACUUGCCCAGGCUUUGUGUGGGCUUUGGAGUUAGGCCAGAGGAGAAACUGGAGCCUGUCUGGGGCACGUUCCUUAAACUUUCGGGGGUUUGAGUGACCUCACUUAUAGUGCGGAGAUCCUGGGCUCCACCUCACAGAUUGGGGUCAAGGUGAGAAGUACUAACUAGUGUGUUGAAAAUGCCUGGCCCCGAGGUUUGCAGGAGGUGCUCCAAGCCUAGGAGGGUGUGUCCAGACACACCCUGGGUGGUGUGGACCCCUUGCUGUCCUGGAGCAGAGGCUCAGGUGACGUGGGAUUAAUUUCCAUGGCUGCAGAGAGGGAGGUGUAGAGUCAUUCCAGGUUUAGUGAAGCCAGAGAGAGGAUGGCCCUCCCCACAGUGCUGCCUGCCUUUUUUCUCUGGACCCUUAACUUGGGGGUGGCAGUGGCAGUGGAGGCACCACACUGCUCCUAGUCUCUGUCUUUGUGCCCUAGGUGCUCGCCUGGCAGGCUUGGGGUUUCCCUGAGAGAAGUGUGAUGAGGCCUCCCUGGCUCUGCCACUUAGCUCACUUCGGGGGCACCAAGGGCAGCCCCAGCUUGGGACUGAGCUUCUGUGGAGACUGGAAGCUGUGUAAGGGGGCCUGUGCAGAGCCCAGCUCUGUGCUUCUCCUUGUGAUGGAUGUGUGUGGCUCAGAGUUGGGACAGGGAGCCCUCCUGAUAACUGGGUGGAUUUCCUCCAUGUUGGCUGGACACUCCUCCCCUAGCUCUCCAUUGGCUCAUCCUGGCCUCAUGCCUCACCUGUUGGGAUGUGUCUGGACUCUACUGUCCCUGGAAGGUUGUUUGGUCUGGCAGGCACCUAGGCAAGGGCCUCUUGUAUCUGUGGGCUUAACGUUGGGGUCUCAUUCUAGGUAUUUCUGAAUCUCUGGUGUCUGCCUGUUCACUGUGUGCAGUUUUGGAAUCUGAGUCUCAGGCGAACCUUUGGUGACCCAGCAUACUGUACCUGUCCAAAAGUGCCCCACCACAGCACCCCUGCCACAGUCUACCCGUUAGCAAAGCAAGAUAUCUGAAUGGGAGUUCCAGGCUCUUUCCUCACCUCCCAGCUCUCUCAAAACUUCCUCCUCAAUAGCCCUCAUUGUGGCACUUCCUGUCCAUUCCUUCAUCCAAAUACCUGGGCUGCAGCAGUGACCCCUGGUGACCUUGGCUCUGUCUCAGUCCCUUGCCUUCAUCCUUCGCACCUUAGCCAGAGUGAGUGAUCUGGUUCUUGUACUCGCCCUGAAACCCUCCCUCUUCUAUCCCUGGCCCCACCCCACCACCUCUUUACCACACUGAACCCUGUGUGGAGGUGGAAGGGAGAGAGUGAACCACCCCACCCCUUCUUGCUCCAUGGCCUUGGGCAGGAUGUUGCCAGCACAGCAGGCUGAGAAAGGGGCAGGAAAUUUGGCUUCCACAGAUGGUCCCAUGGAGGAAGAGCAAGUGCUGGGUCGACUUUGAGAAGUGUGUGCAUCCUGGGGAACACCACCGCAGUCCAGGCUGGUGGAGCUGCCCUCCUGAAGACAACUGCCAAACCCGCUGUGCUCUCUCUCAGUGCCCUGGCUGCUCAGAGCCUCACCCCCAGGCACCAUGUCUAGGACCCCAGGACUCUAAGUACACACCCUGCCCUGGCUUCUAGGCAGCUGCUGAGCCCGCCCUCCUGCCACACCUUCUUGUUAGUGCUUAUGCACUGACCCUGGGAGACAGACAGGAGGAGGCAGAGGGCAGGGAAAGCCAGGCCAUGGCUUCUCCCAGGCCCCACCCAGGCUUCUGAGGCUUGGAAGGAAAGGGGGCCUCUAGGACUCCCAGGGUCUCCCAGGGUCCUCUGCCCAUUGCCCUGCCCUCCUUUCUCCUUCGGUGAGCUGCCAGGAAGCUGCAACUUUGUUAUCUGGGUGAUUAGCUGCAGACCCUGGACUAAGGCUGACAGGUCCUGUUGCUUCCCACAGGCUGUGCACCCUGACCCCAAGAGGGAGGGAGGAAGGCCCUGCCCUUGAGCAGCCAAGCUACCAGGGCUCCUGAGAGGUGGCUGCUAGCCCUCCCACGCUGCCUUUUCUGCCAGGGGCCUGUGCCCCUUGGGCUGCCUGGGCCUGGUCGCGGAGUGGAACCUCCUGACCCAGCCUUGCCAGGGGCAGAGGGCACCAAGCUUUGACGAGGGGAUGCCCCCGAGGGUGCCAGUCCAGCCAGCUGCCCCACCCCUCAGGCCCAGCCUGGCUCCCUUGUUCCCCCGUCUGGUGCCCCGAGCAGCUCCCCCGGCAGGUAGCCCCCACCAUGGCCGAGCACCUGGAACUGCUGGCAGAGAUGCCCGUGGUGGGCAGGAUGAGCACCCAGGAGCGGCUGAAGCAUGCCCAGAAGCGCCGUGCCCAGCAAGUGAAGAUGUGGGCCCAGGCUGAGAAGGACGCCCAGGGCAGAAGGGGCCAUAGGGAGCGGCCACGGAAGGAGGCAGCUGUUGGCCGACCGCAGAAGCGUGUCCUCUUCCCUCCCAGCGUCACCCUUCUUGAGGCUGCUGCCCGAAAUGACCUGGAAGAAGCUGCAGCACAGCAGUCAGCCCAGGUACCCUCAGUCCACCAGUUCCUUGAGAGUGGGGUCAGCCCUGACCUGGCCAACGAGGACGGUCUGACAGCCCUGCACCAGCACCCUGUCCACCUUCCCUGCAGUGGUGCUGAUCUCUUGGCGGUCAACACUGAUGGUAACAUGCCCUAUGACCUGUGUGAGGAUGAGCAGACACUGGACUGCCUUGAGACGGCCAUGGCUGACCGUGGCAUCACUCAGGAUGGCAUCGAGGGGGCCCGGGCCUUGCCAGAGUUGCACAUGCUAGAGGACAUCCAGAGUCUACUGCAGAUGGGGGCCGACCUGGAUGCCCCUGGGGACCAUGGGGCCACGCUGCUACACAUUGCCGCUGCCAAUGGGUUCAGCGAGGCUGCUGCCCUGCUACUGGAACACCAGGCCAGCCUGAGCGCCAAAGACCGCGACGGCUGGGAGCCACUGCAUGCUGCGGCCUACUGGGGCCAGGUGCACCUGGUAGAGCUGCUCGUGGCACAUGGCGCCGACCUCAACGGGAAGUCCCUGAUGGAAGAGACGCCUCUUGAUGUGUGCGGGGACGAGGAGGUUCGGGCCAAGCUGCUGGAGCUGAAGCACAAGCAGGACGCACUCUUGCGGGCCCAAGGUCGCCAGCGCUCUCUGCUGCGUCGCCGCACCUCCAGUGCUGGCAGCCGGGGGAAGGUGGUGAGGCGUGUGAGUCUGACCCAGCGCACCAGCCUGUACCGAAAGGAGCAUGCCCAGGAGGCCAUUGUGUGGCAACAGCCACCUCCCACCAGCCCAGAGCCCCCUGAGGAGGAGGAGGAUGGCCAGACAGACACCGAGCUCAGGCCACCGCCCCCUGAGGAGGAAGACGCCGAAGUGUCCAGGCCACACAACGGCCGAGUUGGGGGCACCCUGGGACGGCACCUAUACUCCAAACGGCUGGACCGGAGUGUCUCCUACCAGCUGAGUCCCCCAGAGAGUAUGGCCCCUGACACCCUGGGCCGGGCCAAGGCCCACCACACCUUGGCGGAGCUCAAGCGGCAGCGAGCAGCUGCUAAGCUGCAGCGUGGGCCUGAGGCCCCUGGGUCUGGUCCGCCUUCGGACAUGGAGAUGCCCCAGCCCGAGUGUGGCUCCAGGGCUGGUGGAGACCCACCCCUGCUCAAGCUCACAGCCCCCUCCGAGGAGGCUUCCAUGGAGAAGAGACCAUGCUGCCUGCUCAUGUGAGGGGCUGGCU